AUGUAUUGGACUUUAAGCCUCGCCUUGGCCACAUUAGGCCAGGCCUAUGGGUGCUGUACCCCAGAGCGUGGCAUUGAUGCUUCAACCUCAAGCCCUCUCACGGCGCAAACCCUCCUGAGUCGAGGUAUCGAGGCGCUCGGAGGGUCGGAAAACAUGGCCAACAUUACAACAUUGACAUACGUAGGCGGAGAUAUCUACCGAACAAGGUCAAUGCUGGAAAGCUACGACCUCGUUGGGGUCGACAUACCCUUCUCGACAAUCGGCAACCAGAAUGUUUCCUUCUCGUUUGAUGGCCCGUCCAUCAAACAGAGAAUUGAGAGGAACCAUCAAUUGGGUCCGUAUUGGGGCUUUGCUCGAGCCGCACUCCAGCCAAUGGACUUUACUCUAGUCGUGCAUGGAGGUAAUCAGGGGUUCGCUUCAGUUGUCGAGGGCAGCGCCUCUCUCUUUGCCCCCGGAGCACCGGCGUCAGGGUUCACAGAUGGUCUUCUGGCAUCCUACCUUAUUCGUGAAGCGCAUAGGCUGUCUGCUGCUCGAGUUUAUGACGCUGUUCUCGGUCUAUCGGUCAUUUUUGAUCCCGCAACUAACUUGCCUUACAUGAUUCGCUCCUACGAGAACCAUGGAGUGAUUGGCAAAUCGACGCAGGACUUGGUCCUUCAGCAUUACACCGCUGUGAACAACGUCAUGUUCCCAACACGUUUCAAGUCUAUUUACAACGACCACAAUGUCAUCGCAGACUUUACAGUCCGGGAAGUACUCAUCGACAGUGUGGCCAGCACCGCCUUCGAAGUCACUGGCGAUCUUAGGCCGGAUAAUGUGCCCACCAACAGUUCGCUCUAUAGCUCUACGGAAGUCGGAGAGUUCUUCGAGAGUGCUGUCUGGAGUGGGGAGUAUCGUGGAACCUUUGCGAAUAUCAAGGCGACCAAUCCAUCUCCCGACCUUCCGGGGCUCUGGCUACUGGUCGUUGAGGAUGCCAACCUCUAUCGACAGAUUGUGUAUGAGCUCGACGACUAUGUUGUCGUGGCUGAUUGCCCGCCUCACCAGAGCUUGCUGGUGAUUCGCUGGGUCAAGGAGAAGCUUCGGAAGCCUAUCAAAUAUGUCUGGCCCUCGCAUCAUCACCAUGAUCACAUCUGGGGCAUCACGGACUAUGUCAAGGCUGGGGCCAAGGUCCUCACCGUCGAUAUCGCGCGCGACUACUACUCUGCCAUUCCUCGGGACAAGUUUGUUACGUAUAGGUCAGUCGUCGAUCUCCUUCAGUUGCGUUUCUCAGGAUCUGAGUUCUAA
Molecule: messenger RNA, 1281 nt
Organism: Verticillium alfalfae VaMs.102
Lineage: Eukaryota; Fungi; Ascomycota; Sordariomycetes; Glomerellales; Plectosphaerellaceae
Exons: 6
Coding region: 1-1281 (426 amino acids)
Source: RefSeq, a predicted model, not a curated record